AUGACCCAGGUCGGAAACGAGCCCAUCCCCAAGACCCAGCGCGCCGCCGUCUCGGACGACCCCUCCGGCUUCAAGAUCAAGGAGAUCCCCGUCGUUCAGCCCGACCAGCUCGAGCCUGGCCGUGCCCUCGUCAAGGUCCUCUACUCUGGUGUCUGCCACACCGACCUCCACGUCAUCAAGAACGAGUGGCCCGUCCACCCCGAGCGCCCUUGCAUUGCUGGCCACGAGGGCUCCGGCAUCAUUGUCGCCAUCAACGACGCUACCUCGCAGUUCAAGGUCGGCGACAGGGUCGGCAUCAAGUGGAUCGCCACCUCGUGCAACGAGUGUGACUUCUGCCUUGCUGGCAACGAGCCCCUCUGUCUCCAGGCCAAGUGCUCUGGUAUCAACGCCCAGGGAUCCUUCAUGCAGUACUGCCCCGCCUACACCUCGCAGCUCACCCGCAUCCCCGACGGCCUCGACAUGGCUGAGGCCGCCCCCAUCCUCUGUGCCGGUGUGACCGUCUGGAAGGCCCUCAAGAACUCCAAGGCCCGCGCCGGCCAGUACGUCUGCAUCCCCGGUGCCGGUGGUGGUCUUGGCUCGCUUGCCCUCCAGUACGCCAGGUACAUGGGUAUCUCGACCAUCGCCAUCGACUCGGGCGCUGAGAAGAAGGCCCUCUGUGAGAAGUACGGCGCCUCGGCCUUCAUCGACUUCAAGGAGGUCACCGACAUUGUCUCCGCCGUCAAGGCCGCCACCCCCGACGGUCUCGGUCCCCAGGCCGCCAUUAUCACCUCCCCCAAGCCCGAGGCCUACCUUAUCGCCAUGGAGUACAUCCGUCCUGGUGGUACUGUUGUCGCUGUUGGUCUUCCUCCUGCUGGCGCAUAUGUCAAGGCCGACGUAUUUUUCACCGUGCUUCAUAACAAGAACCUUGUUAGUUCGUACGUGGGGAAUCGUUUGGACGCCAACGAAGCUCUGGACAUCGUCGCGAAGGGCCACGUUACGUGCCCGAUCGUCGUCGAGCCGUUCGACUCUCUCGACUCGUUCUACACCCGCAUGGCCCAGGGUACCCUCGCUGGCCGCGGUGUCAUUGACCUCUGGAACAAGCGAUUGGGUUUUAGGAAAAAAAGGAACGGGAAAAUCAGAUCAGAAGGUGGUCCGUAG
Molecule: messenger RNA, 1137 nt
Organism: Apiotrichum porosum
Lineage: Eukaryota; Fungi; Basidiomycota; Tremellomycetes; Trichosporonales; Trichosporonaceae
Product: alcohol dehydrogenase
Exons: 6
Coding region: 1-1137 (378 amino acids)
Molecular function (GO): oxidoreductase activity
Source: RefSeq, a predicted model, not a curated record